Messenger RNA from Kickxella alabastrina, 1098 nucleotides. Its product is annotated as putative replication factor protein. Gene Ontology annotation, cellular component: DNA replication factor C complex; nucleus. Gene Ontology annotation, molecular function: ATP binding; DNA binding; DNA clamp loader activity. NCBI's taxonomy places the organism in Eukaryota, Fungi, Kickxellomycota, Kickxellomycetes, Kickxellales, Kickxellaceae. The record is from RefSeq and is a predicted model, not a curated record. Bases 1 to 1098 code for a protein of 365 amino acids. Gene Ontology annotation, biological process: DNA repair; DNA-templated DNA replication. The transcript has a single exon.
AUGGAUUUCUUUGGACGGCCAAAAGCAGACCAACAGGUAAACAAGGGCAAGGGCACCACCACCAUCGAUGGCAAACCCGAAGGCAAACCCGAGGACCAACUCACGCCCUGGGUAGAGAAGUACCGUCCCAAAAACAUCAACGACAUAACCGCGCAAGAGGAAGUCGUUCAAGUGCUGCGCAAAAGUCUCGAGACCAAAAACCUCCCUCACCUCCUAUUCUACGGCCCCCCAGGUACCGGAAAAACCUCUACAAUCCUCGCACUGACCCGCGACAUGUACGGUGCCGAAGCAAUGAAGACCCGAGUCCUCGAGCUUAACGCCUCGGAUGAGCGCGGUAUCUCAGUAGUGCGGGAGAAAAUCAAGACAUUUGCACGGUCCGUUGUGAGCCAAGCGGAUCCGCGGUAUCCCUCUCCCCCUUACAAGAUUAUAAUCCUGGACGAGGCUGACUCUAUGACAACGGAUGCGCAGGCAGCAUUGCGGCGCAUUAUGGAAAAGUACACGCGGAUUACACGAUUCUGCCUUGUGUGCAAUUACGUUAGCCGGAUUAUUGAGCCGCUGGCGAGCAGAUGCACAAAGUUUAGGUUUAAGAGUUUGCCGCGUGAGUUGGCUGUGCAGAGGGUCCAGAUGGUUGCGGAGCUGGAAGGCGUCAGGUGUGCGGAAGGCGCUGUGGCGGCGCUGGUGGAUUGUGCAGAGGGCGAUUUGCGUCGGGCAAUGAUGUCCUUGCAGAGUGCAGCGCGGAUGAUCAUGAAUAGUGGAGGGGAGUUGGAUGCUCGGAUGGUGAUGGAGCUCGUUGGCGUCAUUCCUGAGGACAUUGUGGUGCGCUUGAGGGCCGCUUGGGGCGGCUCGGCUGCGGGCUCUGCGAAGGCCGUGCAGGUGCUAGUGGAUGAGCUGGUUUAUUCGGGAUUUCCGGCGUCGCGCGUGCUCUCGCAGCUGCAUGAUUUGACCAUGGUGGACCAGCAGCUGGGGUCGUUGCAGAAGGCCAAGAUUGCUAUGCUGAUGGCGUCGGUUGACAAGGCAUUGUGCGACGGCGCUGACGAGCAGCUGCAGCUGAUGGACAUGAUGAUGCAGGCCUCGGCAAUCGUCGCCCAGCAGGCGUAG